Bursaphelenchus okinawaensis is the source of this 387-nucleotide messenger RNA. Lineage: Eukaryota; Metazoa; Nematoda; Chromadorea; Rhabditida; Aphelenchoididae. The record is from the annotation of a GenBank genome assembly.
AUGAAGUGUACUGUAGCUCUAUUGCUUGUUGUUGGUAUUGCCUGUGCAGCAAGCUUGCAAAAGACAGACAGAGAGAGAGAAGUCGUUGGACAAGGUCGUGAAGUUAGAAAAUUGGCUGGUGAUCACCGUGAAGUUAAAGAAUUUGCUGGAGAACACCGUGAAUUCAGAGAGCUGGCUAAAAAACAAAGUGACCUUAAAGAGCCGGUCCGAGUUUCAUUGUCAUUGAAAGAAGCCCAGUAUCUGGUUAACAAGCUUCAAUUUAGACCAAUACGACUUUGUGAGGAGACCUGUACCAAUGGUGGAGAUCCUUACUCUUGCUGUCAAGCUCAUGGCUACCCAAAAGGCGGACACUGUAACGAAAACAACCAAGUCUUCUGUGAUGAAUAG